Messenger RNA from Lottia gigantea (owl limpet), 1170 nucleotides. RefSeq lists its product as hypothetical. The annotation marks the transcript as partial. The transcript has a single exon. The record is from RefSeq and is a predicted model, not a curated record. Lineage: Eukaryota; Metazoa; Mollusca; Gastropoda; Lottiidae.
CACUCUCUCGUGUUAAAUAGAACAGAAAUACAUUCUCACUCUCUCGUAUCAAAUAGAACAGAAAUACAUUCUCACUCUCUCGUGUUAAAUAGAACAGAUAUACAUUCUCACUCUCUCGUAUCAAAUAGAACAGAAAUACAUUCUCACUCUCUCGUAUCAAAUAGAACAGAAAUACAUUCUCACUCUCUCGUGUUAAAUAGAACAGAUAUACAUUCUCACUCUCUCGUAUCAAAUAGAACAGAAAUACAUUCUCACUCUCUCGUAUCAAAUAGAACAGAAAUACAUUCUCACUCUCUCGUAUCAAAUAGGACAGAAAUACAUUCUCACUCUCUCGUAUCAAAUAGAACAGAAAUACAUUCUCACUCUCUCGUAUCAAAUAGAACAGAAAAACAUUCUCACUCUCUCGUAUCAAAUAGAACAGAAAUACAUUCUCACCUUCUCGUGUUAAAUAGAACAGAAAUACAUUCUCACUCUCUCGUAUCAAAUAGAACAGAAAAACAUUCUCACUCUCUCGUGUUAAAUAGAACAGAAAUACAUUCUCACUCUCUCGUGUUAAAUAGAACAGAAAUACAUUCUCACUCUCUCGUGUUAAAUAGAACAGAAAUACAUUCUCACUCUCUCGUGUCAAAUAGAACAGAAAUACAUUCUCACUCUCUCGUAUCAAAUAGAACAGAAAUACAUUCUCACUCUCUCGUGUUAAAUAGAACACGAAUACAUUCUCACUCUCUCGUAUCAAAUAGAACAGAAGUACAUUCUCACUCUCUCGUAUCAAAUAGAACAGAAAUACAUUCUCACUCUCUCGUGUUAAAUAGAACAGAAAUACAUUCUCACUCUCUCGUGUUAAAUAGAACACGAAUACAUUCUCACUCUCUCGUGUUAAAUAGAACAGAAAUACAUUCUCACUCUCUCGUGUUAAAUAGAACACGAAUACAUUCUCACUCUCUCGUGUUAAAUAGAACAGAAAUACAUUCUCACUCUCUCGUGUUAAAUAGAACAGAAAUACAUUCUCACUCUCUCGUGUCAAAUAGAACAGAAGUACAUUCUCACUCUCUCGUAUCAAAUAGAACAGAAGUACAUUCUCACUCUCUCGUGUUAAAUAGAACAGAAAUACAUUCUCACUCUCUCGUGUUAAAUAGAACAGAAAUACAUUCUCACUCUCGUAUCAAAUAG